AUAAUUUGUGUGACCUACAAACGAUGGCUGCAUCAUUAUUAUGAUCAUUUAAACAUCUCCACGAAAGUAAACAUCGAAAGCAGGACUGGUGUUUUCUGAGAGGAAUUGGUCGAUAUUAACGCCAUUGCAGAUAAAGAGGAAGAUGCAAGCUCAAGUUCUGUCAGCUGUUGUGUAUCGAGUAACCAGGACAAUAAACUAUGGUCACAAAUAUGUUGUUGAUGUUAAAUAUGCAGGUAACGGAGGAGUGUGUGUUUCUGUUGUGAAUUCAAAGGGGACCCGAAAUAUUAAUCCACAAGAUAGUUCUAUUCGCCAUUUUUUCUUUGGUGAGUCCUGCUUGCCUUUCAUGGAUGAGUCUACUGAACGUUUUAUACUUUUGGAUAAAGAAUCAUUGUUUUAUCGUUACAUACAUGAAGAGUAUAAAAUGCAGUUUGAGAGAACAAAAAUAAUUUUUGGAAUGAAAAGCAACGUUUCGAAAGAAUACAGUCCAACCAGAAUAGCUUUGUGCAAUGACAAUGCAAUAUUGAUUUGUCUUUGGAACCAUCAAGUGAACGAGCGUUCUAUGGGUAAAGUUAUCAAGAUAUCUUUUAGAGGUGAAACAUUUUUUGAAUUAGAAACCCAGAAAAAUAAGCCACUCUUUACAUGUCCGAACUACAUAGCAGAAAACGGAAAUGAAGACAUCUGCGUUUCUGAUGUGAACGCCGUGGUCGUUACGGACGCCGGAGGACUUCUAAGAUUUCGAUACAAAGGUCUGUCAGAUGAUCCACAGUUUGAUCCGUACGGUAUCUGUUGUGAUUCACAGAAUAACAUCAUUAUUGCAGACAUGAUGAAAAACAGAAUUCACAUGAUUGACGAGAAUGGUGAGUUUCUUCACUACAUUCAGUACAAAGAUAUGAACAAACCACGAGCUCUCUGCAUAGAUGAAGACGACAACUUGUAUGUCGGAGAAUGGUCGUCUGAGGAAAUCAAAGUACUUUCUCGUCAAUGACUGGAGCCAAAAAAAAAAAGAAAAUUGUUUCUCGAGACUUGUGUGCGGUAAUAAUGUAUAUCAAUAUCUCUUAUUGUAUAUUUUUCAAUGUCGAGGUCUUAAGCUUUUGUGUGCAUUUUUGUUAACAAUUAUUGACUAAAUGAUAGUUUGAACAUGGAAAUUGAUUAAAUUACUUAUAUUGUAUUUUUCGAGCAGUGCUCUGUCUUUCAUUUUUAAAAUGACGAUUCUUUCUUUUUGUACAAUCAUCAUCAAUUG
Messenger RNA from Saccostrea cuccullata (small rock oyster), 1240 nucleotides. Its product is annotated as tripartite motif-containing protein 3-like. Lineage: Eukaryota; Metazoa; Mollusca; Bivalvia; Ostreida; Ostreidae. Bases 143 to 985 code for a protein of 280 amino acids. Gene Ontology annotation, biological process: negative regulation of translation; proteasome-mediated ubiquitin-dependent protein catabolic process; protein polyubiquitination. The record is from RefSeq and is a predicted model, not a curated record. The transcript has 2 exons. Gene Ontology annotation, molecular function: ubiquitin protein ligase activity; translation repressor activity.